CGGGUGCGCGUGCAGUGCGGCGCGGACGUACAUACACCUGCGUUGUCGUCACGCACGUCUUGAGCUAACAAUAGCAUAUGCGUGCGCAUGCGAGGUGCACGAACGUGUGCGCACGCGCGCCCGCGCUCGGCCGACUUGACGAAAGCUCGACCGCGCAGAGAAACGCGCCACACCGCCGGGGCCAGCCGCUCGACUGGUGGCCGGACGGACGAGACUAAGAGAAACGUGCUGCCAAGACGGACCCUUUCCCCCCCCCCGCCCUUUCCCCCAUCCUUCCACACCCUCGCUCCCCUCCUCCCCAUCCGCCAUCACCCUCCCCUUGCCCUCAACUGACCGCCUCGCGCUUAGCGACAGUGCGACAGGUUCGCGACACAACCGAGGGCUCGUCGUCAUCUUCACACGUCACGCGGUCGCUGUGCGUCGCAGACGAAGUAGUCGGACUUCUUCCCCAGCUCCUGACUGUCGUGGUCGUCGCUGCUGUUGUCAUCUGCAUUGUCGUCGGUGGACUGGACUGGUUGGCGGUGAGAGCCGGGCGUUGCGUGCUGACAUUGUGCAAUGGGGGCGCCGGUAGAGUAGUGGAGGGCACUGCGGGGGGCUCUGCUCGCCCUCCCCACACGCAACGUGCUGUUGGGGGGAAGUGGUCCCGACUGAUACAGGGAGGGGGCUGUGGGCUAAUCAAUGGCUGCGCCCACAACUGCUUCUUCCCCAGAACACAGCGCCGUCUACACUUGGAGGCAGCAGUGACUCGUAACACCUGAUGCUUAGAAGCCAUGCAGAGCUACAAGGACCCACAGUCGUCCCCUGGUGGCCGUGGGGCAGCCCCUCCCAUCACCAUGACGAUGUCUCUCAACGGGCCUCCUGGUUACCACAUGCAGCCUAGCCCCAUGCAUGGGUACCUCCCGCACCAGCCAGGGGCACUGGACGGGGGAGCAGUCGUGGCGGGCGGUGGGGUGCUGGGGGAUGUGACUGCGGGAGGAGCAGGCGCGGAGGUGACCCGGACGCAGCGAGAACAGUACAUCGCCCAGCAGCACCAACAGCCGCAGCAGGGUUCAAGGGGCAAACAGUCUGUAGGGGGAAGUCCGGGUGGCAGUGCCACUGUGUCGGGUGCGUCUGGUGCUGGCGCCAGUAGCAGUAGCGGGGGAGGAGGAGGUGGAGCGGGUAUGCAGUACCGAGCGAGGCCGGACCAGAUGCAGCUCGCAGCGCAGCACCAGCACCAGCAGAUGCUGCAACACCAGCAGCGACAACACGGGAUGUCUAGCACCCACCUCCGCUCACCCGCCAUGGGCAUGCACUCGCCACAACAGCAACAUCAACAUCACAUUCACCAUCAGCAGCACCAUCCAAGCCAGCUUCACGGCUCCCAGCAAAGUGCUCAGAUGACAUACAUGUCAGAGAAAGACAGUCGAGGCGGUUCCGGGGUAUUCAAAACGCCUCCUGCCCUCGGCUACCCGGCGUCUACUGUUGGGAGCCCAGCUGUAGGUCAGGGAAUGACCAAUGGUAUUCCCGGCAUGCAUCCGCAGCAGUACAGUGGUUUCCACAUGAUGAAAGACACACCCAUGCGGGGCGACAGUUCAGGUAUGGCGGACUCGAUGAAGCAGAGAAUGGGUGCGGGCACCAGCGGCUCGGUGAGUGCCAUGUCCCCUCGGGGUCAGGCAGGGCCCGGUGGACUAGCGGGGUUUAGGCAGAGCGGCAGCACCAACAGUAGUGAAUCCAGCAGACACCACGCACAGCAGGCGGGACUUCACAGCACUCAACAACAGCAGCAGCAACAUGUGAUGAUGCAUCCUCAAACACAGCAAAGUCAGCAACCGCAGCAGCAUCUUGCACAGCACCCGCUUCAUCAUCAUCAACAGCAGCAGCCAUCGCACCUGCAGAGCAUGCCUCACGCGGGGCCUCAGUCCUCGCACUAUCCGGGGCACACACAGCAGAAGGCGGCGCUGUCGUCUGGCAGUCACGUGACUCCACACCCCCUCCCGCAGAACCCCAUGGCAUUACCCUUAUCUCACCGAACCGUUGCGUCGUCUCAUGGUCAGGCCCCACCCGCACCUAUAUACGCUCAGGCCCCACCGGCCAUCCACCCGCCUGGCCACCCGGGACUUUCCCCUGUCACUCAGGACGCACACGUGCAUCAACUCCACCACCUCCAUCCACAAGGACACCCGACUCAGCCUCCGAUGCAGCCUCCUUCGCAUCACAGGUCAGGAUCGUCACCACCACCCGCUGGCACCGACCUUUACCUUCGGGCCUCCCCCGCCUCUGCGCCAGCUUUGACCCCCCGCCACCAGGGAUUAGACACUGGCAUGAACGUGCACGCGGACGGCUCCAUGCAGAUGAUGAGUGUGCGCUCCCAGCCAUCCGUGGGCUCUAUACGAACUGGUGAACCCAGGGUUCAGACUCAAACCGCAGGAUGCAGCUCCACGCGCUCGGCCAGCGCUAGCGGUCCUCUCAUGGGUGUCAGUGGUGGAGCGGGCCUCAUGCCAACCCACACCAUGUCCAAGGGUUCGAUCCAGAUGGGCACGCCGGCCGUGAAGCCAGUGGUUAUUAACACCGAUGUCAGAGUAAACAGCGAAGUGAGCCGGGGCUGCAAGGUAUCGCCAGGAGGGAAUGCACCCCUCGAUUUGUCCAAAAUACGUCCGGAGCCCACCCGACCAGGAGACUGCCCACUGGACUUGUCGGUCAAACCUCGUAAAAGGCCAAUGGAAGAAGGUGGCCACGUGGAUGAUGACAAAGAGCUGGCUUCGCUUGCCUUGAUGAAGAAACCUCGCAGUGGUCCAACUCCCCCGAAGUCUUCCUACGAACUCAGUGGGCUGCACUAUUCCUCGAACAUGCCAGUUGUGAACACUCAACCUCCGGGGCUGACAAGCCAGCCCGUCAAACCGAGCACCGUGCCCGUGAAAGGUGACCACCCUGUGAACCCUAGCAUCCCCGUGAUGUCGUACCCGACAUCGCAAGGGUUCAAACCUCACCUGGCCUCACCCAGUAUGAGUGGUUACCUCUCAGGCCAGGGUUUGCAGGCCUCGGUUGCAGGUCCUCCUUCGAAAGUGCCGCACAGUCACACGUACCCUGAUCGGGGCAGCACCCACAGUCGCAGCAACAGCAGCAGCAGCCGUGGAAGCACACCUCUGUCAAGGCCACACAGCAUCGAGAUGAACUUUGAAGGUAAAGGUGAUGACCUGUCCUCCCUGAUGCCCAAAAUAGUGAAGGGCAUCACGGCAUCGCCUCCUAUCAUGAUUUCCUCUCUCCAUUCCCAGCUGGAGAGAGUCCAGCAGAUGAAACCGGAAGGGAUGCCGGGUCACGGACAUAGCAUUCCCAUGAAGCAUCAGCACCCUCACCAGCUGCCUCCGCAACAAAUGCUGCCGCGGGAUGUUGUUCAGUCGUAUUCAAUGAAUGGCUGCGAGAAACCGAGGACCGGGGUUUCUGACAGUCACCUGCAGAAAUCCGUGUCAGUUCAACAACAACAACAACAACAGCAGCAGCAGCAGCUGCAAAGACACCAGCAGCCAUGCUGCCCACCUAAGACUGCUCAGAGCUUGACGAUGGGAACACCGAAAGCAUCUCCACAAAGUACUAGUCACACGCCGUCUGAACCUCACAGCCUGGAGUUCCCUUCCACCCAGCACGUAGGACAGCCUCACCUUUACCCUCAGCAAAAGUAUCACCACCAGAUGCAAAAGCAGCAACUACAGCAACAUCAUCUAGCGAUGCAUCGCCACCAAACUCAGCAGCAGCAACAGCAGAGGAUUCACUUGAUGCACGAACACCAACAGAAGCAGCAGCAACAUUACCAACACGUGCCGCGGCAACAGUCGCAGAAGCAGCAGGCACGGGAGGCAAAGUAUGGCCAGCAGCAGCUGCAGCAAGGGAUUGUGGGAAGUCCGUACAUGUACGACAUGGCGGUCCGAGAACACGACAUCCACAAAGUCAAACAGCAUUUCCACGGACCACUGCCGGAUGGUGCGGGAGAUGACGCGUUGUCAUGGAGACAGCAGGAAGUUCCCAGCGCCUCGAUCGUUCAGGGUGCAGUACUCGCGGCUGCCGAAGCCCCUGUCAUCAUGCGACCUUGCAGCGACAAGCAGCAUAACCAGCAGCGCAGCAGCACAGACAAAAGCCUUGUUGCGUCAGCUUCCGCUGCAGGUCCCUCGCCAAGUCUCCGGCCGGUCAAGUUUGAGGAGAGUCCGCGAGGAGAGAACUGUCGAAGCGGUUACUACGCCCGAAAGUCUUCGAUGGAAAGUAGUGCACCGGAAGGGGAAAAGCGAUCUGCUCCUUCCUCAGACCUACACACUGCCCACCAGUCUAAUCUUCUUCGCCUGCAGGAGAAAGACACCAAGAACUUGAAAGGAAGUGCUGGAGCGGCAGGAGAUGCUUUGACCCCUGCAGUCGCUAGUGACAGUUGUAAACAAGAGAUUGUCGCCAGAAGUGGAAGGAUUGUCACGGGAGGAGCUGCUCGUGAGCAGGGGGUGGAGGAUGCGAGACCGCCGUCAACUGUGUCUCAGGAACAUGACAGCCUUGUUGAUGAAGCUCUGUCCGAAGAAAGAACUACUCCCACGACGACCAAGAAAGCGGCGGACUCCUUCCAGAGACCACAUCCCAUCACCGUCGGCAGUAGUAGCAAUGUAGGGGGCAGCACGAGUAUCAGCAGCAAGAAACCCUUUGACAACACAAGCCAGGUGGAAGUAGUUUCCAAGGAGACCGCUGCUAUCAAGUCAGAGAGUUGUGCCACUGCAUCUCCAACACCUUUGGAGGACUUCACUACCCCUUUGUCCAUUUCCAUCCCGCAUUCACCCGCUCAAGAGGCUGACAGCAAGCAACCUGCGUCAGCGAUUCCACCUCCCCCGAAGAUGUUGCCUAGGAAACGCAUGAUACUGAAUGCCUAUAAUAAGGACGAGACCAUGAGAAAAUUUAUCGGGGUGCCUGCCCCAAAGGGAGAUCUGGGACCACCAGGAUCAACAGUCAGUAAAACUGACCACCAGAGGCCUCGUCACAUAUCCUCUAGUCCUCCCCCUUCCUCCCCCAAGAUGCCUAUCCUCAGUCCGCAGGAAAAGGGAAACGAGGCGGACGUGACCUCAGCUCAAAACGAUGACCCUCCAACCCUUGACCCUCCAACUCCUGUUAGAAAUCGGUCAACAAAGAAUGCGAACAGUACUCCCAAAGGCAGUAGCAACGGUGGCAACGGUUCUGGUGGCGGCGUGUCGUUGGCCGCUGGGGGAGGCAGCGCGGGGGUGGUCGCCGCUCCCGGUGGACAGGGGGGAGCCCAGUCCUCUUCCCCCAUCGCCAUAACCAUGGAGAUCAGUGUGGUCAACACGACCAAACUCCCCGUGACAUCGGCGGCGGCGACUCACCCAAACUCGGAGCUGGACAUUGGAGCGGACAAGAGCGAGUCUGUGGUGGUGAGACGCUGCAGUCUGACGGCAGGUGACCCUGGCGAGCGGCUGGCUGACCCCGGUGCUCAACAAGCUGGCGGCCAGGUUCCAGUGUCCUUCAGCCGACCUGAUGUUAUUAGAAGACCCUCUCUCGACCGACCGUGGGGACAUCCACAAAAAAUCAUCCCAGUGGCCAACGUGGCCCCCUUCAUGCACAACAAAACUGCAGCGGAGCUGUCCGGAAAGGAUUACGCUGACUCUCCGCAAAGCUCCCGAGGAUCCGAACCCUCGCCUCACGAACUAGCUCAGCCCAAGACUGAAGACAGGAAAGUUUUGGAUGAAAGUAAACGUGAAGGAGUUCAACCGGGAGACGACGAAACAAAGUCUUCAUCGCCCUCCGCUUUGCAAACCAAGGACCUGACCUCGUCUGAGAAACGGAAGCAGACCCAACGGUCGAAAACCGUCAAGAAGACUUCGAAGCUGAUCAAGAAGCUGACCAGCAUCGGGAAGUGCAAGCCGAAACCUGGGGAUGUGGUCGACGAUUUGGGGGUACCACCUCUUUCUCUGAAGUACAAAGUUCUCAAGUCUUCGCAGAUGUUCAACGUACAUGACCUGGAUUCUAUUAAUAGUCCGGAGAGGAAGGACAAGACUCUGAAGAAGAAGCUCGCCAAGCAGAAGCACGCGCUCAAGACCGCUCUUCAGGCUGGAGGCGAGAAAACCAAGCCGGCCGGACUUGAGGAGGAGUGCGAGGAAAGAGAAGACGAGGAGGCUGCUCAGGCCUCAGGAACGACUCCGGAGAAGAGCAAGAAGGACUUGGCUCAGUCGAGAGAAGAGAGGGCCAAUCGGCGGGCAAUGCUUCGUCGGGAGGAGGAGAGGCGAUCUGGCCGGAAACAACAGAAGCCGGGCAAGCGCACUGCACGCCGGAGGCUGUCCAGCACCAAUCAGAAGGCCCGGGAACUGAAGCGUUCAGCCAUAGCUCGACGCCCUCGUCGAGAGACAACCAAGCGGAAGAGUGGCCAGUACAACCGGAACGCCGCCUACGAGGAGGAGGUCAAGCGUGACGAGUCCCGAAAGGCCAUCCGUCGCGCGCGGCGCCACGCCAGCAACCUCGCCCGCGAGCGACUGCAGCAGCAACAGCAUCACAUCGACGCCACGGACGCUGGCGACAACUCCCAGGACGAGACCCAGAGCCUGCCGCGCGAUGACGAACCCUGGGACAUCGCCUCCGCCUUCUCGUCGUCCCGGCCAUCCCGGAAGUCCAAGUCCGCGCGGGUGAUUGUGGGAGCGAGCGGCUCCGAUGGCGGUGGGGCGAUUGCGCGGGCAUCGGGCAAACAGCUGGGCGUGGGGCUCGAGAGUUCCGAUGUGGACGAGGAGUACUACCACGAUGCGGACGAUGAGUCGAAAGAUGUCAGCGACGAUGAUGACGAUGCGGCGGAUGCGGAUUUCGCGGACGGCAACUCGCAGUCUUCGCGGGGCAAGAGCAGGUCACUCGCCAGCCGCAAGAAGCGGCGCGGCAAAAGUCGUCUGCGGCGGAAGCACGCGGAAUCCUGCUUCGACGACGACAACUUUGAAUCGGGGCGCGAGGAUACCUUGCUGUACGGCGAAGAUACAGUGGAGCUGAGCGGAAGUCAGUGCGCACUUCCUGUGCCACCGGAAGUCAAGCGGAUAGCAGUGAACAAGAAUUCUGGCGAGACGCUGCUGCACCGAGCUGCACGACUAGGCAACGAGGAAGUGACGUUGUACUGCUUACGUAGCGGCGAAUAUAACGUCAAUGCGCGAGACAACGCUGGAUACACGGCGCUUCACGAGAGUUGCGUCAAAGGCAGCGUCAGAGUGGCACGUCAUCUCAUUCUUCACGGCGCUGACGUCAAUUGCUGCUCCCUGGACGGCAUCAGACCGCUGCAUGACGCCGUGGAGAACGACCAUGUGCAGGUAGUGCGGCUGCUGCUGUCGCACGGCGCCGACCCCCUCAUCGCCACGUACGGGGGCAAGACCCCGCUCAAGAUCGCUCGCUCCGUCCCCAUGUUUGACCUCAUUAAAGGGUACCUUGGCGACCUCAACGGGUAUGGGAGCGAGGAUGAACGACCCUGGCAGAUGCCUGGUUCUUACGGUCUGCAUGCUGCGACUGGAGACCCCGACAAUGGCUUCGACAUAUUCGCCGAUGUACCCUCGGACGGCGACGAUGUUGACAUCGAUCAUCUUUUUGAUGAUGGCAUCACUGCAUCCAUCGCCACCUACCUCUUGCCGGCGGAAAAUACCAACAGCAACCCGCAGCCCGUGGUCCUACAAGACGACCUCCUACGGCAGCUGCGGAUUCCCUUCAAGCAGUUUUCGUCCAUGAACUCCUGCAUGCGCGCGCAGGUUCACGUGACCCGCCCCCACAUUCUGCGCAUGCUCGAGCACAGCGCGCUCCGGCGGGGCAGCCUGCAGCACCACGCGCUGCUGGAGUCGGACAAGCUGACCUUUCUACCCGUCGCCGUCCUGUCAAAGGUCGAGGCCGCCUUUGAGCAGCUGACACGCCGCCCUUCACCUAGGACGCCGGCCACGACGAUUUCCGGGUCACUCGGCCUCCUGCCUGACCUCCAGACCGACAGCGACCACCUGUUGAUUCGUCAUCUAGGAGAGAUGUCGCUGAGACAUUGUGACGAGGAUGGUGGUGCCGAGAGUCCUGUGGAGGACGAGGACACGAAGGACGGCUGCCGGCAAGGCGGAUCCUUGAAGUUCGUCAUCUCCGGAAAGGUCACCAACGGCGGGCAUGACGGGAAGUCGGAGAGCUGGACGCUGAGCCAGUGCGAGAAGUCCGCUGUGAUGUGGGUGAAGAAAGAGAAGAAUCCUCUGCAAGGCUGCUGUGCCCAGUCCCCAAGCAGAGCUUGCACGCCUGUUCCUGCCGCCCCUCCCCAGCGCCUCCUUCCAGGGGAGAUUCCUCAGCCCGCUUCCGCAUCAGGAAAUCAGGAUCAGGAUCCUGACAGCACCGUCGACAAGACAUACUUGCUACAGACCUACAGGGGUUCCCAGGUGCCCAGUGGUGCUGAAGACAAGCGUCCUUCUAGCCGCUGUCAGAGCGACAAGCACUCGCCGUUCAGGGCCGUUUCUGACACAUCAUCCGCAGCCAGGACCCAAAACGAGGCGAUGACCCCAUACGGCUACCAGUACCCUGAGUCUUCAUUGCCUGCUUCCUCCGCUGCCUCCCCUGCGAAGCCUUCCUCGGUGCUACUAAAAGCUGCUCACUUCACACCGAAGGUUGUUAAAAAGGAAUUUAGCGAGGUUGAGAUCCUGUCGUCCGUGUCCAGUGUCCCGGGCGUCGGGAGUCACCCUUCCUCGCUAAUGUCCAGCUCUCGGCCAGCUACCAAGUCAGGAGGAGCUGUGAAAGGAGUGGGGUCAGGGAUCGGCAAGGCUUCGGAGGGGAGUGGUUCGACGACCAGAUCCUCCGUGCCCUCCAGCGCUGCCCACACCUGGGGGAACUCGCGUGGCUCGGGGAGGCGCAGCACGUCCGCAGGCGGUGGACUCGUCUCGUCUGGUAACAGCAUAAUCAUCAAAUCGUCUGGCCAGGGGCCAAGUGCUGGCCACGUCACAUCCGGGGACAAAGGUCAGUCGGCGAGUGCGCCGCCGGCACCUUUGCCAGUUCCAAGCAUGGAGUCUUCCGAAUCGCUUGCCAGAACUGCGAGCUCUGCGCGUGAAAUCUGUUCAUCAGCCAAUGGGAGUCGGGAACCCAGAACAUUGCCGUGGUUGUCACAGGGAGGUCGAAUUCUAGCAUCGUCGUCGACCCCGAGAAGUGGACGAGACCCAAGUCAAGAACACAAGAAGUCGCCGAACUUUACUUCCGGAUCCAACUCGGCAUCGUCCCGUGAACCGUCAGGAGCUUCUCACUCCUCCUUUCCAAUGUCUAUGGCAUCGGCACCAGGCAGGGAGGCUGGGAGGGACGUCAGGGGCGGCAAGUCGCCCAGCAUGAUCCCAACAACUUUCUCCUCCGCCUUCACGCAGUUCGUCAACAAGGACCUGUCUGUCGUCUAUGGCGACUAUCCCAGAAGCGAGUCGCGGACAGUUCAGAGGUCAAGCGCCGUGCAUGCGCUGCCCAAAGGGUCAAGCCAGGAACACCUGACAUCAUCCAUCAAGCGAUCAGCUGCUUCCUGCCCGUCAUCGCUGUCGUCCACUGCCGCGUUAUCGACUGCCUCAUCCUCACUUACUUCAGGCAGAACGUUCAGCAAGGAGUUCAAGUCGCAGCCACGCCCCAGUCCGCGACCUGCCUCGGCGAAAAAACAGGAAGCGCCCUCGCCCUCAAGUUCCUCGUCGCUUUCCUUGUCAACUUCGUCGCAGUCGUUUACGUCCGGCAAGUUGACAUCCAAAGAGCCCAGCCGCUUGCCUCACAGUGCAGGCUCGGCACCACCUCUCGUGAGCAUGGGGCUCUCCAGGAAUGCCAGCUCCUCCAUCUUGGAGUCGACGCCGACAAAAUGUCUUCCAUCGUCUGUGCCGUCGCAUGGGUUGUUGUCAUCGUCCUCCGUUAUCAAGGACUCUGGGAAUCGGGAAGAUAGAGUGUACCAGACUCUGAACCUCGGGGAUAACCAGGUUCUGCCGGGCAUGCAGGACCCGCCUGGGGGCAGGAAGCCGGACACCAAGACCAAGAACCCGCAGCUGGACUUUGUCCAAAUGUUCUCCGACGAGAGUUCCAGCAACUCUUUCACCACCGUUGUGGAUAAUCUCGAUUAUGAUAGCAGUCACUCCCCCGUCGGGACCGCUGGGAUUACGGUCACCUGUGGCAGUGGGUCAGAGGUCAAUGCUGCUGAGCCAAAACUGUCCGGCACGGGGCCUACCUCCCUUGGCGCCUCGGCCAAGAGCUUUGGCUUCGGCGUGUUCGGGCGAAGCGUGGCUGGCAAAGACACCAACGACAAUGAAAUCCACUUGUUCACCAGGACCAAGCCCUAGUGCCCUCCAUGCCUCCUGAGCCUUUUUUGGUCACGUGUCUUUCAAGAUCCGCUCCACGCGCAGUCUCGCUGUGCUCCUUCUGGAACAAGAAGUGACGAACGUGAAGACUUUGAUGAAGCAUCAGUAUUGGUUCGAGUCUCGCUCUGUACACUGUGGAAGACAUUUUUUUGCUGUCGGUGAAGAAGUGUACCCUGGGCCUCGGCCUGCUCCUCCCACCGAUGUCAGUGUUUGAGUAUAUAUAUACCUAACUUCCACAGCUUUGACAUGCCAUGAAGGAAUUCUCGUGAUUUGAUUUGUCCAUGUUUGUUUACAUUUUCCUGCUCAUGAAAAACACUGUUGUCGAUGUGAUUCUUAUAUUUGUGGUUGGUUGCCUUCGGCUCAUGUUGCUGUGGAGACAGACGCAAGAACAGUUCGCCAUGGAACCAGGAUAUUAAAGCCCGGAUUAUAGACAGACGUGGAGAAAAAAGUCUUGUACAUGUUCGAGUGUUUUUGUUUUGUUGUUUGUUUUUUGUUUUUAUUUUUUUAAAUUUGUUUUCGUUGAGCCAUAUAAACUUUUGAUAUUACAGUUUUGAUUAGUGUUACAGCGGUUCAUACUUCCUCUUGUGUUCUCCUGUACAGUCAGUCGUCGUCAGCUGGUGGAGAGAUGGAACAGCGACACCUACACUGUGAAUGUGAUGCCUUUCAUGUGAUGGACAUGUGACGUAUGUGUGACGUAUACCGCUCAGCACGUGUGCUUUAUUCUCCGGUUGCUGCUUAGUACGGAAAUAGUAUUGUGUGUGUGUGUCGGCCUGCCGACCAAUCGUUUCGUGGCUUAGCAGUUUUCUCGACCAAUCGUGGAUCCGCUUACAUGUAGAAACCGUCAAGCUGAGCUAGAGUAUGUCGUGACGUGGAUACGGGUGUUUCCGGGUAGAGCAAGUAAAAAAAUGCAUUCUCUUUAAAAAAAAAAAAUAAAGAGAUGUUUAUUCUCAUUGACAGCUGUGACAGCUGUUGGAACCGAUAGCAGCAUUCCACUGCCAGUGUGACGUAGCGAGGACCGUUGGUGUGGGAGUCUUGUCUAGUUUCCUUGACGUCACUGUGUCCCGUACGCAACAGCCAUGUUGCUACCUUUGUUCGCCCUUAGGAGACAUGUAACUUAGUCUGGCAUUGUGUGUGAUGUCACUUAGCCUAACAUUUUUAUCUAGGGAUGCUCAAAUGGAUUCGUCACUGGGGGUCAGACACAUACGGGUAAUUUUUAUAGUUUUUUUUUGUUUUGUUUUUUUUUUUUUGUAAAUUGAGAAAGUAUUCUUCAGAAUGGGUUUUGUUUUAUUAGUUUAGAAAAUGAGAAAGUAUAACAGCCUGUUGCCGGCAGGAUGGAAAGAAUUACACAAAGUGAAUGAACUAGAUGUUGGCUUCUUACAGUCCCAUGAACUGCAGCUGCGUGACGCACGUGCCGUCACUUCCUGCUGACAUCCAGUACUUGGUUCUUGUCGGUCACGUGGUAGUCUCGCGUCACUGCACCCACACUUUGUUAUGCUGGACGAUGUUAGGUUGACAUUAUGACAUGGAACUGUAGACUGGGACAAGAUGUGUGUAUCUGUGCUUUCGAAUGGCUUUCUGGUUUUACCAGUGUUACCAAUGGUGGAUCUCGUGUACAUUUGCAGUUUCCUGGUUUUUCAUGUUCCUCGCACCUGUUGUGUUACAGACUGUUGAUGCCUUACCUGGUGUCAAGGCACGUGUUCGUUCUCGCCAUGUCUCGUUCUUGUUCUUGUUUUCCAUUGCCAUCACUCACACUGUUACUCGUUGUGCCGCAGUUGUUUGGACCUGCUGGGUGGUUGCGUUGUUGGUCAAGUUGUCAGUGGCUUCGGCGAGAAGUACUUUUUAUUUUGUGAUGCUUUUACUGUCAUGUUUGUACAGCGGAGAGCUCUGGUAGCAGGGGAGGCAAUGCGGUACUGGGUACUCACUAGUCAGUCGUGAUGGGGUCGCUCCGUUCAUUCCGCCUUUCAUGAUGGUCUUAUCGGAUUUGCAUCGCGUGUCACCGCACAUGGGUCCCCCCCCACACUCCAGGCCCCUCCCCCUAACCCCCCUUCCUACACACCGCAGCGCCUCCUAUUAUCGCGCAGACAGGAAGUGUGCUCAAGGGGAGUGCACUCGCCAUAACGGUAAUCGCCAAGGCGGCAGGGAACAGAGGGUGCUCAUUUUUUUUCUAAUCAUGAAUUUUAGAGAGCUCGGUGAUAAAGGUCGCACAACCUAAACUCAGCACACACCUCCAGUCUUUGUUGAUUUUUGUUUACAAACCUCCAAAGCACUCAGGUCACAGUCUCCCCAUCCUUCCCCACAAACCACGGUCACUACAUUUUUAUCUUCUUUCCACUCCCUCCAACAUCCCGCUUCUGAAGAAAUGGAGAAAUGGUUUGCUAUUCCCCACUGAGUUCGUGGAGAGAGGAAAAUGUGGGUUCAUCGUGCUCAGUGCAGGAGCUGAUAACUCGAGAUGGGAUCGUGGUAGUCGGGUGGAAGUCCUUCCGGAUAGGACCUGAACAGGUCAAGAAGUAGAGCGGGUGUUGUGAUGAGCAUGCCGCUGAUAGCCAGGGUCACAGCUUUGUGAACACUGAGGUGAGUUGCUGUCACAAACACGGUGGCUGAAGUCGGUCUCAGCUCUCUACAUUUACCUGAACACUAGCAAUGUGAAGACAAGAGUGCGGACUACUCACCGCAUCGUUCACUUCUCUUUCUUUCUAUUUUUCUCCGUAUUUUUUUUUUUUCCAAACAUUUUCUGCAACUCGUCCUAUUUACUUUCCACCCACAUACCCCUAUAUCUCCAUUACUUUGCAAGUAGACGUAAAAUAAACUGCUCACAGAAUCGAACCAGCUGAUUUUUAUGUCUCCUUUUAAAACAUUAUCUUCUUUCUGAAGCUUUUUAAACUGUUUAUUUCCUUAAAGCCCAUGAACCUUCGUGAGCGACUUUGUCGAGGGCGUGAAAUGGUUGGGUGCUUCCACACACACACAGAGAUCCUACAACCAGCUCUGGCUCGGGUGUCAGGUGCAUAAACACACAACCUUAACCCUGUUCACACCCGCAGCCUGUCACACCAUGGGAGACAUCGAGGGCAAAACAAAAACUUUAGUUUGAUUCUUUCUUCGUACUUCUGCCUGGCAGACAUUCCCCACUUUCUUCUCCCAUCCCCACUACCCGGGGUGUUAACCGGUUACAACGGUUCACAACUGGUGUCGCCGUGCACCUCGUCCUCCCCUGACAUCUCUGUCUCUCCAGUUUAAACGUUUUCCAUGAUGGCGCUGGUUCCUUGUUCCUGUCUUCAUCCUGACCUGACCCUGCUGCUACAUUGUAUUCCUCCAUCCUGCAAGCUUGUGCAGCUUUUUGCUCCACCCGGUCAUGCGCCUUGCGGACUGUAAUGGCUUCCGUCUAGACGGCGCUCGCCUCGCUCUCAAUCCUUUUGCAUUUUCCGCAGUCUAUUUCCGCUAGGGGCAAAUAACUCGCAGAUCAAAUUAUCCUGGGAUAGGCUUAAACUGUGUUCUCCAGACAAAUCUCUAACUUCGAUUUGCAUUAAAGGAAAAUGUUCAACCCAGAAUAGCACGGGAGUAAAUGUUAGAUGGUCCGGAAAUGUUUGUUGUUUAUUACUCUGGGAAUGUUUAUUGUUGCUCUUGUCAAAUGGAGGGAAGCCAAAAGGGAAGCAUCAAAGAGGAGUUAGUACAGCCAUCAGUUGUCUUCUAUGUUAACAAGAAUUGUAAAAUUAACUUGAGUGAUUGCACCUCUGUUCUUGGUGGGCGUAUUUUAUGAAUUUGUUUUGGCCAGGUAUCUUUGACUCGGAUAUACACUUUAAAAUCUGUUUUUAUGCUUUCCCGCUUGACACUGUGACUUUGUCAGACGUUGUAACGAGAGUUGUGGCUGACCACACCUGGCCGUGAUGUUGAGAGUAACAUUUUUGUGAAAGCAUUGUAAAUAAAAUAUUUCAACCAGGCAUUUAAUAAGGAGUUUAUUUAUUUCAGUUCAAAUGUUUAUCUUAAACUUCGACCUCGCUUCAGUCAGACGAUUAUAAACUUCCUCUCCUCCUCUUCUCUCCCUCUUCUCAUUGAGGUACAUUUCUGUAAGUUGUUUGGGGUUGAUAGACAAAAUGUUUUGACACAACCUUUUUUCUGUCUUUUAACGAACAUUUUGAGAAUACUUAUUUCAGAAAAUACUUUCACUUUCAGUUAAUGUUUCUUUUGAAAGCAAGGACCACUUUAAUAGAAUUUAUGCAAUUAUUUUUGUCCUUUCACAUUUAUGGUUUGGCUUGUUUGACCAAGGCAGUUGCUGGUCAAAUAAAAACAAAUAAACCAGCUUAGUGUGAGUGGCUUUUAAUAAAUAAACUUUUAAUAAAGUUCGCAAGAUGCUGGCCCCUGAAGGCGAUGGUAAAGUACUUACCCUGACCUUCAAACAAAAAGUUCAUAUGAGUGUUGCUCUCAUUACAAGUUUCAUACCUUAGUGAAAGUAUCACGAUCUGUCUGAAUUCGGAAGAACCUGCAGCACUUACGGGUAGGUUGCUAGUAGUUUGAGUAGUUGAUUAUCACAUAGUUCCAAACAUUGGACCAGUUGAAUGGAACAUAAUGACCAGAGGGUGGAUAUUGCCCCGAGGAUGUAGUCUGGGGAUUGCUGCAGGUGAAUGUCAAUGCCAGUUUAGUUGCACCUUGUCUAGCAAACACCUGUCUGAUGUCCGCUGGACUGUCACAUUUACUGCUGAUUAUUCGCUUUUCUGAACAAACUGUUCAUCCCCUCGAGCCUCAACCCUUGUGUUGUUCUUGAUAGUUGGCUCAGCCAGGGUUUAUCAUAGUCUGAGCUGAUUUCUGGUGGCUUGGUGCUGUUCUAGUUGCUGUUCUAGAGGGACCGUCGACGACCUGACGGAGGUUGGAUAUCUAGUUGAUCACGUGACUGACAGUGUGGCCAACAUUGCGAACGAAGAAGUGAUUAGCUGUAGGAUGUAAUGGGAAAGUCUCAUCUUUAUAUUUUGAUGACAAGUUUGUUGUUUGAGUUGCCCAAGGUUCUGGCGAUAUUCCACACUAUUUCUUUGUUUUCAAGAGAUAAAUGUGGUUUUAAUUAGCGUUAAUGUGAUUGUGAGUUGGUUACAGCGGUUAGAACUAAUGGAAUCACACAGCCAGCUGUUGUGUAUGGAAUGAAAUAAUGUAGGAGUAAGUGGAGGGGUGGCUUAGUUAAGAAUUUUUAUCCUCAACAUUUGUUGCGUUUAUAUCCAGAAGCUGUUGUUCAUGGUUUGUUGCUAUAACUUUCAUUCUCUCCGUCAGUGUCGCCAGCUGCAAAGACGAAUCAGAAUGAAAUAACUGCAUACAAUUCUGACUCAAAAGCCUCGUCCAAAGCCUGUUCCCACCCUGUGUACCCCAUCUUACCUUUCUGCGGGUGUGAAGAAAGCUCUGUUGAUAAUGGGUAUGAAGGGAGGGUUUGCGACAAAGUCUUUGUGCAGAGAAGAAUGAAAUAUUUCUUGACCUCAACAGCGGGGAAGGGAGGGUUGUAGUGGAGGUAAUGAUCACCUUGAAGGUUAGAAAGUGUUGCAGCGUCUCUCAACUCUCUUUUCCCCACAAGCAAACAUUUAAUAAUCACAGGCAUGCGUGACUUUUAAGAUGAUGAUGGGGAGGUUGAAGGUCAGUUAACGACCAGCAGAAGACACGCGAAUGCAGUGGAGCAGGAUGUUGGGGGGCUGUGUGUGUGUGGGGGGGGGGCUGCGUGUGUGUGUGUUUGGGGUGGGGGGAGCAAUGCCUGUGAUUUGCAUGUUUAAAGGACGAAGUGGCCGCACAUCAAAGAAGCACGCGAGUUGUCGAGCAAUCGUGGCACCUGCGGGAGGCUUGCAAGGGAGAGCAACGCAGUUGACAGUCACCUCCGCUGACCACCCACCCCACCUUUAUUUGUUUUUUUGGGUUUUUUUGUUUUUUUUGUUUGUUUGUUUUUUUUUCAUGCGGCCACCAUCUUGCUUCCCAACGUGUCUCGGACUCUACACCCGGAGACCGUUUGCGGACCCGCGUGUGCUUUGAAGACUUGCAACGCAACUAAACGCGGGGCGGGAGGGGAACGAUGGGGUUCAGGGGGGGUUCAGGGGAAAUUAAGGAGUGGGACACGAACAUGUGAAUGCACUUGUGUUAAAUGCGAACUCUGUGUGUGUUGAACAAGGAGAGGGGGUGUCUGCUUUAGUUGUAGUAUUUUUAUAUUAUUUCUGGAAUAAAGUGUCUAAGGAGCGGGUCUUAAAGUAAAUUUCUGAUGGAAAAAAAUGUCAUACACAAUCAAUGUUUUAUGAAGUUUUUUUUUUCCUCUAUCGAGAAAAAAACCUUGUUGUCACAGGGCAACGUUAGCCAAUAUUAGACGUUUAUUGUGGGAAGAGGAAGUCGGGAUGGAGGAUAAGUACAACCUACGUAGGUUAUGACCUCUUUUAUGCUACACGACUACACUCGUUUUACCGAAUCUUUAUUUUCAAACGACCCAUGGUCUAUGUAAAGGCUACCCAGAUUCAUUGUGCUUGAUUAAUACAUUAAUACAUAAAUACAUUAUUCGGUCGUUCAGAACCACAAAAUUCAUUCAGCUUCCAUCAACCCAAGCUCAGAACCUUGAGCUGUACCGAGUUCAGGUGCACGAAACCUCGUGGUGUCCCCGAGUACAGUUACCUGCGACAGGGUGGGAACGGCUCGUACUAACCUCAAAGCUACCUUUUAUUGACUGGGGAUGGGGAUGGGGAUGCAGAAUUAAGAAUGGCAGUUAACAUCAGCUUCCACCAUCUUAAAAUCCAUUUUAUUUCUUCCCCGCCCUCACCAUACUGGUUCAUCGACAUAACCGGUUUCUCGGUUUGUGAGGUUUAUCCGGUCUAGGACCGUGCGCCUCAUCCCAGUCAUCGUACCUGAGUUAUGGGGAGGGGGUUGUAGUUUGGGGGGAAGGAUGUACCGACACUGGGUUCUGACAACCUGCUUCGGGUCGUCUGGUGAGAUCGAUUGGUGAAGACAAAUAGCAGCAGGCAACCCAAUGUGGGCUAAACACACCCGGCCAUCAAGCGUACACCCGUUUCCGGGAAAACAAAUACAUCUUGCCCUGAUUGUCAAAUGAUUAAAAAAAAUGCAAUCUUCUUUCUAUUCACGAAUAGUUUUUCUCUCGUGGGUAUCAUUAUGUUUGUAUAAUCAUUGUGUAGAUAAUUGCUUUAGCGGGAGGAGCACCUGUUUACUAUGAUGUCAGCAGCAGAACUGACUCAGAGAAACGCCCAAAGAUUAUUUACCGUUAAGUUCCGUUGUUGCCCCCCACGACAGCCGUUCACGAAGAAAGACUUGAAAAGAAAAAUAUUUUGGUUUUAAGGGAUUCUUUGUCAUUCGUUCUAAAGGGUAGAGGUGGGGGAGAUUCCUAGACCUUCAAAAAUGUCAUUUUGAAUGUUUAUGAUAUAGUGAUCUGUUGACACGAGGGCUGUCAUUUCUUGCUCAAUGAUGAGGUAGCAGGCGACUUUGAAUGAGUCCCAAGGAGGAGCUCACAGCUGUUAGUCAUCGUCUCUCUACAGGGAGGUGGAGGCGAUCAUAUUUGUUCAUGGCCAUGUCGACUCCGUUUCGUCGUUUCCUUUUUAUCGCUCACAGAUGAGUGUGACAUUUGCCUUUGUAGACAGACUCAUCCAUUUUUCAUGAGUGUGUGGGGUGGCUGCAUUGGAUUCUGGCCUUUAGAAGAGAUCGAGUCAUUUUCUCCCUUGCGAUGGGAAAAAAAAAAAUCAAACCAACCCAUAAUAUCUGCAAUCUGACAAACAUUAUGGAAAUGUUCUUUCGUUUGUUCUUUAAAAAAAGAGUAGUUGUGUAGUUAACAGACACUGGUGAGGGCAGGACCUAAAAAAAAGUACAACUAUAUUUUCUUGUGUGUCAGCACUUGUGAGCUGUUGGUGUGGUUACAACUGUUGGGCUGCGUGUUUCUCGCAUUUCUCACCGAAGUGGAACAAUUGUUGUGGGAGGAACAGUGUCACCUUGCUUUAUUACCGAGGCUUUGGCGAUCACAUUUCUCUCCUCUUGACUGUGCUUUGUACUUAACAUUUGCUGCUUUGUUUUGGCAAAACGGUGAAAAUUCUUUUGAGAAUUAGAAUCAUGUUUUCAGCAUCCUUUCAGUAAUUAAUAUCUCUCCUUCUCUUUCUGUCUUCGCUCAUUCCCGCGCUAUAUUCUUUAUCGUCUUUUGUCUGCCUUCCCCCAUUCCCGGUGGUGUGUGUGUGUGUCCACACGCGUGUGCAUGUCUAAAAUGUUUCGUAACAACAUGAGAUGACAAGACUGGGUGUGAUUUCUGGGUAAACAAGAAGUAUUGUCGGCUUUGUUAUUUGUUUGUUUUGUGAUUUUCUGUACAGAGUAUAUUUCCACGUUUUAAUGGGAAAAAAGAAAAGUACUGUGACAUUAGUGCAAAUAAAUAUUGGCUCUGUUGCUUCAAA
This is a messenger RNA of Pomacea canaliculata, 18682 nucleotides long. RefSeq lists its product as uncharacterized. The record is from RefSeq and is a predicted model, not a curated record. The coding region runs from base 771 to 10280 and encodes 3169 amino acids. Gene Ontology annotation, biological process: negative regulation of transcription by RNA polymerase II. Gene Ontology annotation, molecular function: protein binding; transcription corepressor activity. Lineage: Eukaryota; Metazoa; Mollusca; Gastropoda; Architaenioglossa; Ampullariidae. Gene Ontology annotation, cellular component: nucleus. The transcript is spliced from 11 exons.